UGCGUAAGCGUCACUUAAUAGAAGAAAAAUCAAACUCCUCCCCUGCCAAUCAAGAGCUUCUGAACAGAGAGAGGGAGAGAGAAGAAUCAUUGGAUCAACGUCAUGUCGGGCGGGAUCGCGCGUGGUCGUCUAGCAGAGGAGCGAAAAUCAUGGCGUAAAAACCAUCCCCAUGGUUUUGUGGCGAAGCCAGAGUCUGUGCAGGAUGGGUCCGUGAAUUUGAUGGUCUGGCAGUGCAUUAUCCCUGGCAAGACCGGGACUGACUGGGAGGGAGGCUUCUAUCCACUUACUGUCCUUUUUAGUGAAGACUAUCCGAGCAAACCCCCGAAGUGCAAGUUUCCGCAGGGAUUUUUUCACCCUAAUGUCUACCCUUCUGGAACUGUGUGCUUAUCAAUUCUUAAUGAGGACAGUGGAUGGAGGCCAGCUAUAACUGUUAAGCAAAUCUUGGUGGGCAUUCAAGAUUUGCUUGAUCAGCCAAAUCCUGCUGAUCCUGCACAAACUGAUGGGUAUCAACUCUUCAUACAGGAUCGUGAUGAGUACAAGAGAAGGGUACGACAACAGUCUAAGCAAUAUCCACCUGUUAUCUAAUUUGCUUGCUUCAACACGUGAUUAUAUCAUUUUGUUAGUUUCCUUGGUCUUGCAACGUAUUACCUUAACUUAAUACAAAUUAUACAAUAUUGAAGAUAACUAAGUUUGAUGCAAUUUCAGUAGUAGCUGAUGUUAGUACUACUACUACCUGUUUUGUCUUGAUUUCUCUAAGAAUUUGUUGACUCAAUAACUUUUCAAUAGAUAAGUUAUGCUUGGUGUUUA
Tripterygium wilfordii is the source of this 807-nucleotide messenger RNA. RefSeq names its product SUMO-conjugating enzyme SCE1-like. The record is from RefSeq and is a predicted model, not a curated record. Gene Ontology annotation, molecular function: SUMO conjugating enzyme activity. The transcript is spliced from 5 exons. The coding region runs from base 103 to 585 and encodes 160 amino acids. NCBI's taxonomy places the organism in Eukaryota, Viridiplantae, Streptophyta, Magnoliopsida, Celastrales, Celastraceae. Gene Ontology annotation, cellular component: nucleus. Gene Ontology annotation, biological process: protein sumoylation.